Messenger RNA from Cavia porcellus (domestic guinea pig), 3821 nucleotides. RefSeq names its product SWT1 RNA endoribonuclease homolog (gene Swt1). Gene Ontology annotation, cellular component: nucleus. NCBI's taxonomy places the organism in Eukaryota, Metazoa, Chordata, Mammalia, Rodentia, Caviidae. The record is from RefSeq and is a predicted model, not a curated record.
CGCGCUCUGAGGGCGUGGCCGAAUUCUUCGAGGAAGCGCCUGAAGAGCUACAAAAGCGCCCUGAAGCCUUAGCGCCAUAGUCUGGCGCCGAGGACCGAACUACGUUUCCCAGCGGGCAACGCGUGCGGAGGGGGUUCUUUUCCUGUGCCUUGGUCCUCUGGAAGCAGUACUGCCACCGACGCUGCUAAGGUCUCACCUUAAACUCACUAUGUAGCCCAGGCUGACCUUGAACGCCUAGCAGUCCUCCAGCCUAAGCUUUUCAAGAUGUCCAACAAAGAAUCUUAUGGAAAAGAAGAAAAGUCUCAGAGAAAUGGCAUCAUCUUAUCGUCCAUCUAUAAUGAAGACAAGAAUGAGAAGAAAGCCUCAUCAGGUUCUGCUUCUGCUUACUGUAUGAAAUCAGUGUCAUCAGAGAAGAGAAAACUGAAAUCAGACCACACAGAUAUUCAGUACUGUAAUACGAAAAGAAGACAAGAACUGAAAAGAUUAAAUGUAGAAAUUGAUGUAUCUGCAAAGAGACCAAAAAUCAGUUCUUCAUCCCUGGGACCUAAUAAACUCCAAGAAGCAUCAUCUUCAAAGAAUAAUCAAAUUAUUUCACAAAGUACCUCAAAUGGAACUAAAAAAUUGAGGAAACAUAAAGAGAUUAAAUUUAUAAAUGUUACAAGUAAGCUUGACCAUGGAAUUAAAUACCUUACCAAUCCUAAAAUUUCCAAAGAUAUGAAAUCUAAAGUAGAAGAGCACACAAGGGAAAAGGAAUGGCCUCAUCUGCUUCUUCAGACAGAGAAGAUGAAAGAACCCAAGAAGGAAAGAAACAAAUUUAGAGACAGUUCUGAAAAAUGUAAACAUAAGAAAAAUCAACUUUCUCAAGAUUGUAAUUCCAACAAGAUUAAUUAUGAACCUUUUGACUCUAGAACAAGGAAAAUCAACUUUAAAAUCCCAGUAAAAUCCUGUAAUAACCUCCAGAAGCUUGUAGAAGAAAAUGUCUUCAAUUUAGUUUCUAAUAAGGUAAAGACUAAGCAGGAAGCAAGAGAAUUCCCAGAAGACUCCCAUGUUUCAUUAAAUUUGACCAGGCAUAAAGUGGAACAUUUACUUAGAGAUUCUACAUAUAAACAGACUGUACGUGAACAUAAAAGAAAAUAUCUUGAGCAUCAAGAAAGUAAUCAUUCAAGUAUUAAGGAAAACCUUACUCAGACUUUUGAAGCGCCAUGUUCUUCCGUGUCACCAGAAAGUAUUCAAGAUACUGAUCAAGAGAUGCAGAUAGUAGAAGAGCUUCAUGCUGCACGUGUGGGAAAAAGUGUGGAUAUACCUGUGGUUCCACUUUCUGGAGAGUUAAUGAGUAUGGAAAUUGACUUGGCGGAAGAUGAUGUACAUUUUUCUGCUGCAAAUAUUGCUUCAGACAAAAAGUUUCUUCUAGUUGUUGUUGACACAAAUAUCCUGAUGAAUCAUCUCAAAUUUGUUAGAAUUUUGAAGACAACAGAAAUAUCAGGCUUUGACAGACUUGUGUUAAUAAUUCCUUGGGUUGUUGUGCAAGAGUUAGAUCGAAUGAAGGCAGGAAAACUACUAAAACAUGCCCAGCACAAAGCUAUACCUGCAGUUCAUUUCAUUAACGACAGUCUCAAAAACCAAGAUAGAAAGCUGUGGGGUCAAUCAAUACAACUUGCUUCUCAAAAACUUUAUGGAUUGAGUGAUGAGAACAAUGAUGAUCGAGUAUUGAAAUGCUGUCUUCAGUACCAGGAAUUAUUCUCCAGUUCUCUAGUAAUUUUAUGCACGGAUGAUAGAAAUUUAAGAAGCAAAGGCCUUGUAAGUGGUGUAAAAUCACUCAGUAAAGAAGAAUUGAGUGCAGAGUUACUAACCUUAUCUCUGAACACAGAUGUGUGUCAUCAGCCUUGUAUUUCUAAGCAACAGUUGAAAGAAGAAGCAAAGCCUGUGGAAGAGACUUCUGAGGAAAAAUCCACAAAUUCUGGACUGUCCAUUGUACUUGAACGCAUUAUCACUGAUCUUGAAAGAUCUCUUGGAACAGCUUUAUCUUCAAUAUUAGAAACAGAAAUGAAAAUUGCUUUUGGGAACCUUUGGAUAGAGAUGCUGUACUUGAAACCACCAUGGACUCUAAUACAUUUAUUACAGUGCUUUAAAAAACAUUGGUUUGCUGUAUUUGGAUUAGUUAUGGAAAAGAACUUACUUUUAACUGUUGAGAGCCUAUAUGAAAACCUUUGUAAAGCUAAUAAUGCAGUAGACUUUACAACUGUGAAAUUCUUGCUCCAAGAUUCUAAAAGCUUGUUACAUGCUUUCAGUAUAAGAUCGAAUUAUGAUGGUAUUCUGCCGCAGGCCUUUGCUCAAGUGAGCAGACUACUACAGACAUUUGCAGAGGUUAAGACAAAAUUUAAGUCAAAUUCUUCAGAAAACGCAAUGAAUAAAACGCAGGAAGACACACCUUUGAUGAAGUCUCAGAACCAAGAAAUCUCUGUUUCCUCGGUUUCGCAUCUUCUCCAACCCAACAGACAUCAAGAAAUCUGGUCUGUUCUAGAGAAUGUUUGGAUUACAAUAUAUCAGAACAGCACUGAUGUGUUUCAAAGAUUGAACUCAGAUUCGGCGCUGACUAUUUCAAAAAUAGCAUCAUUUGAAGAAGCUUUUAUAUAUCUUCAAAAGUUAAUGGCAGCUGUGAAAGAUAUUCUUGAAGGAAUUCAGAGGAUUUUGGCACCUAACAGUAAUUAUCAAGACAUUGAGACCCUCUAUAACUUCCUAAUCAAGUAUGAGGUAAAUAAACAUGUUGAGUUUACUGCCCAGGAACUCUAUGAUUGUGUUUCUCAGACUGAGUACCGGGAAAAGUUAACCAUUGGAUGCCGCCAACUGGUUGAGAUGGAAUGUGCCAUGCAGCAGUGCAAUGCAUCUGUCUACAUGGGAGCGAGACACAGGGGAGGAUGGUGUGAAGACAUGUUCAGCUUUAGGAUCUAAGUGCUGCAACUUCAGAGGAAUUGCAUUCAUCCUUGUCCUUUAGAGGCAUUUGUCUUCAUAAGAAACAGAGUAAUUUUUGACCUGGUCAUUUUUUUUGAGCCAAACCCAAGAGACAAAAUUUAAGAAAUACUUUCUAGGCACAAAAAAGUGAUGGUGUUACAAUUUCAUUGAAGCUCUAAAAAACCUGAUGUAGGUAUUGUAGAAUAAACUGUUCACUCAGUUUUGCUGGAGUUGAUAGUACCUUCGUACCUUUAUCCUUAUUCCAGCCAGUAUCUCCACAGAAAAGGGCCAUCUUUCUAGUCCUUCUAGGGCAGGAGCCACAGUGGCAACUGAAAGGCCCAGGGUAUUAAGGUAUUAGCAUCUUUCAGGUCCAAAUAACCAGACACUGCCAAACCCUAGGAAUUGGGACCCGGGCACAUGUUCAUCACAUUCCACAAAUAAAAUCUUAUCUGGAGUUGAUUUUUUAAUGCUGUUUAAUGUACACCUGGUAGAAAUAACACCACCAUCCACACUUCCCUCAGGGAAAAGAAAGUAGAAUUUGGACUUCAGCUUCUACUUCCUUACAGCCUCUCUUCUGAGCUUGUAACUUUUCAGUACAUUUCUAAUGGUGAAGAGCAGGUGACCCUUAUGCUGAGUUGCCCUUAAAUGUGAAGCAGUCUGAAUUUUUGGAAUUAGAUGGCAAUGACUGAUGUUUGCCCCUAACUAAAGCCAAUUGUUUAAUUGACUUCUUACUGAGUUAUACAGUAGGUUGGAAAGCCUAGACAACUGAAAUGUAUUAAGCUUUUGUUAACACUUAGAUAAAAUCAAAUUGGCUUUGUUAUAAAUGUUAAAUUUAUUUUUUAAAAGAGCAAUAAAUAACUUAUUUUCAAUAA